UCCUCACACGUCAGCCCGCAGCCUGUGGUUUGGUUUACGGAUGCUGAGGAGGCUCGUCGGUUCUCUCACUGUAAACACACAACAGCACAGACACAGGUAUUCUUUUGACAGCAGACUUUUAAACACCCACCCGAGAAGAAGACAUGGCCCUGUGCUCCGAGCAAGCUGCCGGUAGCUCCGCGGUGAACGGAGAGCUGAAGAAGGAGAGGAAGGUGGCCGUUAUCACCGGCAUCACCGGACAGGAUGGCUCCUACCUGGCCGAGUUCCUGCUCGCUAAGGGCUACGAGGUUCAUGGUAUUUUGCGUCGCUCCAGCUCCUUCAACACGGGUCGCAUUGAGCAUCUUUACCAGAACCCACAGACGCACACGGAAGGCAGAAACGGCACACCACACAUGAAGCUGCAUUACGGCGAUCUGACUGACAGCACGUGCCUGGUGAAGAUCAUCAACCAGGUGAAGCCCACAGAGAUCUACAACCUGGGCGCUCAGAGUCAUGUCAAGAUCUCCUUCGAGUUGGCCGAGUACACUGCAAACGUGGACGGCGUUGGCACGCUCCGACUCUUGGAUGCCGUGAAGACGUGCGGUCUGACCAACAGCGUCAAAUUCUACCAGGCCUCCACCAGUGAGCUGUACGGCAAAGUUCAGGAGAUCCCUCAGACGGAAACUACGCCCUUCUACCCUCGCUCACCUUACGGUGCCGCAAAGCUCUACGCCUACUGGAUCGUGGUGAACUUUCGAGAGGCCUACAACUUGUUCUCCGUCAACGGGAUCCUCUUUAACCACGAGAGCCCGAGGAGAGGUUCAAACUUUGUGACGCGUAAAAUCAGCCGCUCUGUGGCAAAGAUUCACCUCGGCCAACUGGAGAACUUCAGCCUGGGCAACCUGGACUCCAAGAGGGACUGGGGCCACGCCAAAGACUAUGUGGAGGCUAUGUGGCUGAUGCUGCAACAGGAGGAGCCGGAGGAUUUCGUCAUAGCGACGGGGGAGGUGCACAGCGUGAGGGAGUUUGUGGAGAAGGCCUUCACGCGUGUGGGGAAGACUAUUGUGUGGGAGGGAAAGGAUGAGAAGGAGAUUGGCCGUUGCCAGGAGACAGGAGUGGUACAUGUGAAGGUGGACCCAAAAUACUUCCGUCCUACUGAAGUGGACUACCUACAAGGCGACAGCACCAAAGCCUAUCAGAGGUUGGGUUGGAAGCCAAAGGUCACUUUUGAGGAGCUGGUGAAGGAGAUGGUGGACGCAGACGUCGAGCUAAUGAAGAAAAACCCAAACGCCUGAGUCCAAAUCAGUCAUUCCACCCGGGACGGAAACAUUUUAACACUCCGGUGUCCUACCAACAGAGGAAGGAACAUGUUGUCUUUUUUUAUGUUUCUUUAUGACUUUUCCAAAUGAUGUAAUUGUGUCCUUUCUUUCUUUGUUAUUUGCGGGUUGGCUUAACCUUUGAUUGCCUUCGUGUGUUGUGUCUAUUUCUAGCAUCAUGUGUCAAUUAAUUUUGUUUUGUUAUCACAUAGCAGAGAUGCCUUUUGUAUUUCCACACUGAUCAUGAUCUAAUUUAUAGAGAUGACAAAGGAUUAAGGGUUUAUUUAUGUCUUUGUUUCUUUUUCGAUUGUGGUUGAAUUGAUUUAGAUGUCAGAGGAUGAAAUGACAGAAUAUAUAAAUAAAUACAAAUAUGAAGAUUUAAUGUUGGAAAAUAGGAAUCAACGGGUUUAUUCAUAGACUAACGAUGAUAUAAAUGAACAAAUGUGCUGUUUAGUACAAUAAAGACUGCUCUUUUCACA
Molecule: messenger RNA, 1774 nt
Organism: Sebastes umbrosus (honeycomb rockfish)
Lineage: Eukaryota; Metazoa; Chordata; Actinopteri; Perciformes; Sebastidae
Gene: gmds
Product: GDP-mannose 4,6-dehydratase
Exons: 12
Coding region: 144-1274 (376 amino acids)
Biological process (GO): GDP-mannose metabolic process
Molecular function (GO): GDP-mannose 4,6-dehydratase activity
Source: RefSeq, a predicted model, not a curated record